This is a messenger RNA of Diatraea saccharalis (sugarcane borer), 4707 nucleotides long. The record is from the annotation of a GenBank genome assembly. NCBI's taxonomy places the organism in Eukaryota, Metazoa, Arthropoda, Insecta, Lepidoptera, Crambidae.
GCGUCGCGACGCCGGGAACCAACGUGCAUUUUCUAUUUAUAUCGACAACACACUCCCCACCACCCACACCGCACCUUACGCAUGCGCAAAAUAGGAAAACGUCGAAAGUGAAAAUUGCACAUCACGGUUUUGAUCAGUGUAAGGCUCCGUGUAAUAUCAGUGCAAGUGAAGCACUAAUAAGCACCUCGACGGCCGGCGUCGCAGGAUGGCUAAUGCCCACCCGGCGACUGCUGACGUCUUUGCGGCGCUUAACGUAUCAGCUGAGUCGCCGGCGAAGGGAGCACAAUCGUGACGUUUCGUGGAUCGCAUGGCCAAGGAAACCGGCAUCACGAUGGCGUCCACAAUGCAGCUGGAGUUUACACAAGCGAUGACCGAUUUUAAGACAAUGUUCCCGGACAUGGAUGACGACGUAAUAGAGGCAGUGCUCCGUGCGAAUCAGGGCGCUGUUGACGCGACGAUCGAUCAGCUGUUAGCGAUGAGUACCGAUAACCAAAACGAAAGGUUGCGUCUUGAGAUGGAACGCGUGGAAAAUAGUACACCUUCGCGUCGUAAGGACCGACGAACCGGGACCAAACCAGCUGAAAACGGAGAUGAAAACGACACUACUGCACUUGUAGAUGUCGAUGAAGAAUCAAUACCGUUAGCGAUAAAGAAAAAAUGGGUGCCAAGAAUGCUAGGUCCCUUACCACCCAUGUUCCUUAGAAUCCCCCCAUGCACAGACGCAAGGAUCGAUCUUAGCCUGGAAAUGGACGACGACAGGAUAGCUACCUUCUUACAAAAUGAAGAGUUUAUGGCAGAGUUGAGAUGGAACCAAGAGUUCAUGGCAGCUUUGGACAGUGAACAGGGCAAGGCUAAGGGGCAUGAUGACGAAGCCGUCUUUAAAGAGCGGCUUAGGAAUAUGGGAAAAUUAUCUCGGAAGAAAUUUGCGCAGCUCACACGUUUAUUCGGACGAGGUGGUCUGCGGCGCAAUGCCCAUCCACGUGCUUCUCCCCGCGGCCCUCCUGAUAGUUUGCUGCUCCAAGAAGAACACUCAGACGACGAGGACCGCCCUCAAAAUGCUAAGAAGGUUUAAUCUCCCUGAAAACGUCACCGGUAAAAUAAAUCUUCAGGACUUCUAAAACUCACGCAGGAAGAUCAGAAGUUAGGUAUGAGGCCUGUAAUUUCACGAAUUGUUAAAACAUGACAUUAUGUUCUAUGUGAAAACUUUUAUAGACCUGUCUUGCACCAAACCAAAAGACGAUGAUAGACGGCCCGUUACAGUAAUACUUAAAUGGUGAUUGUGGAUUUCUUCUGUCUGGGACCUUCUUGAGGUGGAAGGUGGAAUCCAACAAAAUUCAAUUGACUGAAUAUUACCUUAGCGUAAGAAUAUAAAUCAGAUUUCGUAUGAAUACCAUCCCGACGUUACUGAAAUGGGGUGACCUGGUUUAAUAGCACAGGAAUAAUGUGGUCAUAUUGCCCUACCGUUGAAGAUAGUUAGACUGAUUUUCAAUUAAAAAUAAAUACUUUGUUAUACUAUGAGUCUAAGAAUGAUAAAAGACAUGGGUUUCAAUAUCAUGAUAAAAAUAUACAAAGAAAUGCUUUUAAUUAAAAUUCCAGUGUUUGUUGAGAAUCUCAGAAUGAAGGCCUUAUAUUGGAAGGUUUAACAAGGUUUCGGAUAAGACUGGGUUUGUUAAUUAAGAAUGAUAUAAAGUAUGAUUUGAUUAUAUAUUAUUGCCGUUUUAUAACAUGACAAAUACCGAUGGUGAAAAGAAGAAAUAUGUAUUUAGAAAUAUGAGGAACGACAUAGUUUUCCUAAGAAGGCUGACAAAUAUUUGUUGUAAAACAUACGCAUUUGUAGAUAGUUAUCUAGAUAAUGUAAAUAACUGUUGUAAUGUAAUAGAUUCGAUAAGUAGAUUGCUUUCGAGUUGGCCUCUACGAAUUCAGUUACCGUUAAGAUUCUCGUUAGGUCUCCCUGCUGAUCUCUCUAGCAAUUUAGAGAAUAUGCGCUAUUAUUCCCUUCUCCCCCCCCCACUCCUGGGGCUCACGCUCGUCAAAUUAGAUUCACUUCCUAUACAUUAGGGGCAUACUGCCCUCAACUACACGUAAUUGAGGCUUAUCCAUUGCCGCUUUAUUAUAAUCGACGAGAUAUAUCAAUGUCUCUAAAUAGGAAAUAUGUAUUUAAAAAAUACUUAGUUAUUUUUAUACUAAAAUAAAUGAUACACACUUUCAAAAUUUCAGUCAAUUCUUGAACAAAUAGUAACAUCUAAAUGAUGAAAAAGGAUUGUCUUCGUUUCUUUACACGUAACAUUAUUUGAAAAACUGAGCUAUUAAUAGUAAUAAAACCAUUGAUUUUCUUAUUAUAUUAUAGAAACAUAGGUAAAAGAAUUUAAAAAAAUGAUGAUGAUGUAUUUAUUUAUUUUCCAAAUUCGAUUAACGUUUUUUAAUUACACUAGAAAUAAAAUCGCAGCGCUACUCAUAAAUGAAAUAAUUCUUAAUCAAAGUACAUAAACUAAAUAUAUUUUUUCUUAUAUACUCGUACCUCUUCCUUGAUAAAUAAUAAAAUCCCUGAGACAGUUUGUGAUUCCAAAUAAUUUCUAACCAUAUUAUUCCCAUAAUACUGUAGACUAGCGAUUAGUAGAUUUCAUAGCUAAUUACUUUUCGAUUGUUUUUAAAAAAAAAUAGUUUUGUAUAAAGCAAUAAUUUAUCAUUUAAUUGGGUAAAAAAAUACGAUUACUCUUGUUCUUAGUUUAAGAUUACUUUUAAGUUUUUCCAUGAUAAUAACAUCUUAUACUUGACAUGUUUUGAACCCAACUACAUAUAAUGCAUUAUAUCAAAAUAAAAACCGGUUGUAUGUUAUAUAUGUUGCAGCCAACUGGUUAGAUCAGCCGAUCAAUAGGGGCAGGGGCAAUGCAGGCCUAUUUUUCUAGUUGAAUCACUAAAGGUUCAUUUAGUUUUGUUGUGUUUAAAAAAAAUAACCUCGAAUUUUAAGACGAUCGCUGCUUUACGCUUCGUGAUCGUCUUAAAUUUCUAACCCUACGUGACCUACAGGACCUAAGUAACUUUGUUGUCUAUAAUUUUUUGUUGUUAUUAAUAAUUUAUUAUUAAAGUUUAAGCUUAACCUACUUGUAUAAUUGGUGUACUGUACGUUAGCACUAUAUAUUGGAUCAUAAUUAACACCCAGUCGCAAUUAAGAGUUUUAUUUAAAAUCACCCACUCUACGCUCUAUUUAUUGUAUUUGAUGAAUUGACAAAUAAUUAGUUAUUUGACUUUUGUUCAUCCUAAUAACGUUGCGUCCAUGUAAUCGGCUGAUCGUAUUCAAUUAAAGGGCUAGCCGCCCAAUUGGACUUUUGAUUUACUACUUGUCUGUGACAUAUAUACGUUAUGGACCAAGUGAUAAAUUGGGCAUUAUACAUAAUGCCCGUUUAUUUUGAUAAAUUCCCAAUAUGAGAGAGCGAUUUGAUAAUGAUUAUUCAAAUAAUCAAAUUGACCGGGCAUAAUAGAUACUGUUCAUUGCUUUUUGGGAAAAUAAUAAAAAUAUAUUUAAUUAGUAAUUUUUCAAUACCACGUCACGAAUAUUGUAGUAAGAAAUCUGUCAACAAGUAUACCUAACAGUCACCUUUUUUUUCAUUUUAAUAGUAGUUAUAGUAAUAGGAGAAACAUCUGUAAUAAAAUAUCUUUUCGAUUUCUUACUAUGAUAUCUAAUAUUAGCCUAAUGAUAUGACUGCUAGCCAAAUGACUGACUAUAAACUGCGUAAUGUUUCAACCAUAAAUCAGAGACAGUCUUCAAGCAAGACAAUGUUUUAUUGAUUGCUUAUACCGUCUCCAAAAUAUUAUCUAUGAAUUGUUAAAAAGUCAAUUAGUUCAACCUGCAAACAAUUUGUAAUGAUGAUAACUGUUAGUUAUACUUGCAGCUCGCGUAGCAUGACGGAAUCAAGAAGGUUUUGUCUACAAUCAAAUGUUACUUUUUUUGGGUCCAUACAUUAUUUCAAUCUUGAUCCGAAAAAAGUAUUAUUUGAUGUAGACAAAGCGUGUCUCGAAUUUGCCUUGCUACGCCUGCAGGCCUUCGAAAUAAAAAUAAUAUUGUAGACGAAACGACAUGAUUUAAAUACUAUAAAGUCUGAAUGAUAUUUAGCCCUUUUUGCCUGACGUAUCUCCGCGCGGAUUGUUUUUAUAUAUGUAUUUAGUAUGGGAAUUAUUACAUUGACCCUGGUUUGUCAAACAAAUGUAUGAAACCAGUACAGGCGCGUAGCGACACGCGGCGCAAGCUAAAUAUAGUCCAACCUGCGUCUACCGUCGAGAUUUGUUACAUAAUUUGCUUAAUAGUUAUAGUUAAUAAUUUCUCUUAUAACUUGUGCAUUUAUUUGUAAUUAAAUGUUGAAAACAGUUGUGCAGUUUAUUAUUUUAACUAAAGAUUUUCGGCGACAUUACAUAGGCUUUAUUUGUAUUGGAUUAGAUCCUGUUUGAUAAAACAGCUUAAUAUUCGAGACAUCAAUAGAGAAACCCAAACAUUAAAGAAACAUGUAGGUAAGCAGAAAAACAACUUCAUCGAAAGUGUCCUAUUUCUUAUACACGAUAUGAAUGCGAAAGUAUGCCUAUUGACCCUUUGUACAGUACAUAGGUACACACGAUAGCAUGUCAGCAGUGCUAUUCGAAAUUGAAAAUACAAUGCCGAACACAACACUGCCACAGCAUUGGAGAUUGAAUCGAAUUUAAUCUAUAUUAUCUUUU